AUGCGGCUUGGCCAGCGCGCCUGCAUGGCGGAGCCCCUGUGCAGCGGCGUGGAGUACUCCGAGGGCCGCUGCGAGGUGUGGACCAGGGUGGGUGGGAUCCGGGCCACCCGCGCCCUGGCGAACUUCCGCUGCCUGCGCUACGAGCCGCCCGGGGCCUCUGCCUUGCAGCCGCAAGACGGAGCAGGCGGAGUGGACCGCGUCUGCCGCGGGACGAGUGCCACGGACAACUCCCCGUCCUACAUGACAGAGAUGGAGGCCGACAGCCUCUUUGAGUGCAAGGCCCUCUGCCUCAAGGAUCCGGAGUGCAAGGGCAUCGAGUUCGCGCCACACCUCCGUCGAUGCGAGGUGUGGAACCGAUAUCCGAGCCACACCCAGAUGGUCUCGGGCUUUGUCUGCCUGGCUCGGGCCCCGGAGCCGUUUCAGCCACUGCUGGGCGACGGCAGCGACCAGGCCUGCAGGGGGGCUCACAGCAACGACAACUCCCAGGCUUACUACACCGUGCUCCCGGAACCGAGCUUGGAUGCCUGCAUCUGGUCCUGCCUGGCCAACGACGAUUGCAAAGGCGUCGAGUUCUCCCGGGGGCGCUGUGAGGUGUGGACCCGGGCCGAGGGUAUCCAGGCCACCAUUUCACUGAAAGGCUUCACGUGCCUCCGGCGUCCCACGGCGCCUGCCUUGGCGUCGCUGGGAUCCAGGAAGUCUCGGCACCAGCGCUUUUUGGGCCCCGCGUUUCUGCAGGCUGGGUCCAGGGUUUAG
This is a messenger RNA of Symbiodinium natans, 753 nucleotides long. Lineage: Eukaryota; Dinophyceae; Suessiales; Symbiodiniaceae. The record is from the annotation of a GenBank genome assembly.